CAGAGUUCAGUGGACAGACAAUUACUUUAGUGAGUGGAACUAACUCAGAGCGGAGGACUGGAUUACAUUGAACAAGAUGAUUUUGCUUUGGCUUACAUUGUUUUUUAUUAAAGAAUUACAUGGUUUGCGUUUGUUAGAUUUGGAAGUCCCAAGUGUUGUUGAGAGUGGUGAUCCUGUAUGGCUGAACUGUUCAUUUGAUUUGGAACACGAUGAUCUGUAUUCUGUAAAAUGGUACAAAAACAGUGUAGAGUUUUAUCGUUAUCUUCCAAAGGAGGAACCUAGAGCUCACCAGUACGAACUACCUGGAGUUUAUAUUGAUUUGGAGAGAUCUGGAGAAAAUUACGUGUCAUUAUCCCAAACAGACUUGGAUUCAGAAGGAACCUACCGAUGUGAAGUCUCAGCUGAAGCGCCCUCUUUCCAAACGGAAAGGGCAGAACGUGAGCUUAAAACAUAUGAGCUUCCGAAGGAGGACCCAGUAAUGGAAGGAAUUCAAGACAGUUACAGUCCAGGGGACGUUGUUGACGUCACUUGUGUCGCAGCACCCUCCAAACCAGCCGCUGUUCUGAAAUGGUUUAUUAACGAUAAAGAGACACCCAAGAAUUAUCAAAAACCACUUUUACCAAUAACAAAAGAAAAACUGUUUGGUUCCAAGUUAGCUCUAACCUUCGUCGUCAAGCAAACGCACCAGUGGAACAACCCCACCCACAUACGUUGCACCUCUGUGAUAGUACAGGAAUAUUCACAGAGCAUAGAGGAGCUAUUUAUUAGGGAUAUAAAAUCCACCGAACUUCGUGCAGCAAAGGAUGGACCACAAAUAUCUGGAUUAAAGUCAAAUUAUGAACUUGGAGACAAAGUUAAUGCCAAUUGUAGUUUGCCAAAGGUUGUUAGUCCUCCUAUCCUGAGAUGGUAUGUCAACAAAGAAGAGGUCAUGCCUGACCAGUUAGAUCAGUAUCAGACUAUUGAGUGUAAGGAUGGUUAUAAAACUGCUCUUCUGGGACUUCAUUUUACGAUCACAGAAAAACAUUUCCGAAACGGAGAAAUGAGACUAAAUUGUACAGCCACAUUUUCUAAAGUUAUUGAUAGAAGAGACGUAGAUGCAGUUAUAGGAACAAACCAGCAGAGCUCGGGACUGCAGUUAUCUGAGAAAAAAACAAAAGGUACAAAUGGCAGUGUCGUCUUAUACAAAUUACCUUGGAGAUUUCUAAGCCACAUUUUUAUAAUAUCUUUAAUCUUACAGUAACAUGUUGGAAGAAGUUCAUUACUAAGAAAUUUGAGAAAUUGAAAGGAGCUCUUUGAAUCUGAUAAAGAGUCGCCAUGCAGUUGGUUAAAUCAGUAAAGUUGACUUUCGAACUGGCAUACAUACCAGACACAUGCACAUAUAAUAACUUAAAGAAACGUUCGUAUUCUGUGAAAUCUGGUGUUACAAAGUAGCAUCGUAUUUUAUUGAUUACAAAAAAAAAAAAAACUAGCAGAUAAUUUAACAACACCGGCUUCGGACUUUUCAACGUGUCAGAGCACCUUUUCGUGCACACAUUUGUUUUUAACAAUAUGCUUUAGUUAAAAAGCUUGAACGUUUCAUUCUUUAGUGUGAAAGAAAAAGAAUGUUUUGCUCUUAAUUCAUGAAGACUUUAGGCCUAUAUUAUUGUUUGAUUUUUAAAAUUUGUACAUGUGCAAUUGAUUAAGAUGGUUAAGUGCACAUUUUAAAUACCACCAAAAAAUGGCGAUGUUCGUCUCGUUGAACCACACCUUAUUAUUUGGCUCAGAUAAAGCACGGCGCAGAAACGACCAACCUCAAGAUCUCGUGACUGACUGUGAUAUUUCUACAUUUCAUGUUACUUGUUUGAUUCAAGCUUAAAGUCAUUAUGACGUUUAACUUAUAGAAGGUUCAUCAAAGAAAUAAAAAAAUAAUAAUCCAACAAACAGCAUUUGCGCUUCUAAUCAGUUAUUCAGUACAGCUAUUUUCAAUUAGAUCUUCCCCAGUUUUAUCAGAAAACGAUAUAUUUGUGCUCUAUGUUUGUCAUUUUAACCCUAAAAAUACUUAAAUUUAAUUUCGAUUAACUAAAUCUGUUAUAAAAAAGUACUUAUUUCAAUAUUCCAGUCUCUGUCUCUGCAAAGUUAUUCAUGCUUUGAUUUGUCAUUUUAUAAUAUGUUAGUCUCAUUUUAAUAUUAUAUUCUUAAUUCCUGAAAGUGUUUUAUUAACUAUAUGGCUUCUAUAUUAGUAAAACAGACACACAGCAAUCGAUUUCAUCUUCAGUGUAAGGUUAAUAUUAUCUUGUUUGUCUUUUAUUGCAACCUGUGUCUCAUGAGUUAUAACAUCUAAAAAUGUGGUUGAUGUCUAGUAUAUACUUCAGUGUACCAGAUUUGAUUAAAUUGCUAU
Messenger RNA from Limulus polyphemus (Atlantic horseshoe crab), 2377 nucleotides. RefSeq lists its product as uncharacterized. The transcript has 8 exons. The record is from RefSeq and is a predicted model, not a curated record. Lineage: Eukaryota; Metazoa; Arthropoda; Merostomata; Xiphosura; Limulidae. The coding region runs from base 77 to 1240 and encodes 387 amino acids.